Clavispora lusitaniae ATCC 42720 is the source of this 2091-nucleotide messenger RNA. It is a transcript of the gene VPS33, whose product is annotated as tethering complex ATP-binding subunit. The record is from RefSeq and is a predicted model, not a curated record. Gene Ontology annotation, biological process: vesicle-mediated transport; intracellular protein transport. Lineage: Eukaryota; Fungi; Ascomycota; Pichiomycetes; Serinales; Metschnikowiaceae. Gene Ontology annotation, cellular component: CORVET complex; fungal-type vacuole.
AUGACCCAAGAAGACCUUGGCGCCCGUCUCAAUGCUUCGACAUUGGAGAAUCUCUACAAAAAUCUCUCGCGGGUCACCACAUCCGAAAACUUGCUUGUGUUGGCUCGGCCUCUUUCCAAACUAGUCAAUUAUCUCACGCCGUUUCUGAACCUUAAGAAGCGAGGCAAGUUCGACAAAACAACGUGGCUCGAAACAUUGGCGGAGUCCCAAGAUGUUGUCGGCUUGGCAGAAAACUACGCCACCAUUAUUUUCAUCAUUGACGACUCAGUGGCCGACUUGCGGCUUUUCGCUCAGGUCUGGAGCCACCUCAAAGCCCGGAAGUCCAGAGUUUGCCUUAUUGUGAAAGACAUGACGCGGUCUUUUUACUACGAGCUUUCCACCUCGGUUUUCGGCAUGAAGAGCGACGUGCUGUUCUCAAAAAUCUCUGAUGCAGACAUCAACAACUCCGUUCACCGGCUCAGUCCCAACUGUCGAUUGAUGAGGUGGGAAACUUAUCCCGUUUGCAUCCAGGAUUUUGUGUUUUCGCUUGAUAUGGAGCUUGGCGGCUUGCAGCUGUACUUUGCUAACCCAAUUGAGCAGAUCUCGAAGCUUUCAGACGCUGUGGUGGACCUCAUGAAACAAACUGCUUCCCAUCGAGAUAUGAUGAAGUUGAAGAACGCUUUUGCCAAAGGAGACCACGCAAGCUUGCUUCUCAACAUCAUCCAGGACGAAAAAAUCCCAGAGUACAUUGGUGAGGACCUUUCCGCCAAUGAACAGGAAUUCUAUCUCCACAAACUACGAGGAAAUGUGGAUUUGGUGGUUUUGGAGCGCAAUUUGGACUACUUCCCGCUUUUGCUCAGCCAUCUGAACUACAUGGGGCUUUUGGACGAUUUGUUUGGCACGGAAGACGAGUUCAACGAGAUCUUGGCCAACAAAGAAAAAGUUCUGGACGAACUCUACGACAAUCUCAAGCAUUUGAAUUUUGCUUCAAUUGGCGUCAAGCUCAACAAGCUCGCGAGGUAUAUCCAGCUGGAAUAUGAAAACAGCGACAAGCUCAAGGACUUGCAAGAAAUCAAGCAGCUUGUGAGCAACUUGGGGAAUCUCACCACCAAACAAGAAAUGGUGAAAAAACAUACAGGGCUCAGCGAGGCCAUCUUGGAGAAAAUGAAAGAAAACAAGGCAGGCGACGAGAAGUACAAUUUGCGCGAGCAGUGGCUCGAGUUGCAGAACGAAAUCUUUGACCUCGACUACAAACAGCAGAUUGCCAAGCUUCGCCGGUUUCUUUCUCAGUACGGGCCAUUUCCUGUUGUGGCAAGCUUUGCCGUUCUUGUUUCGCUAAUCAACGACGGAAUCAAGCAGAAGGAUCUUGAUCUGCUCGAAACCGAGGUGCACCUAAACUUUGGCCUCGAGUGUCUUUUGAUGUUCCAAAAGCUCAUUGCAUGCAAACUCAUCAAAGUCAAUGUUCGGUCCAACGACUUCUUCGGCACCUUCACUUUUGGAAAGACAGAAAUCGAAACCACAACCACUUCGACGGCACAAGGCGCAGGCGCCCGGCGGGAAGCUGCCGAGGUCCGGACUUACGACGAAAUCUCCCUUCUCGGCGUUACAGCAGCCCAGGACGUCUAUAAAAGCACCUAUACCCUCAUCAACAAGUUCUGGAACUUGCAUCCGGUCGAUGAAGAGCCACAGGGGAUCGUGGAAGACGCUCUGGACUACAGACUGCCGUCCUUCACCUUGCCGUCUGGCACAGUUCCAUUGAUGGGGCGGAUUGUCGAGUCGCUUUACUUUCGGGAUUUUUUGAAGUACAGGCCGGUCACCAGCAUAUCCAAAAGACCCAAUUGGGAAAACCUCAACUUGGACACGAUGUUCCGGGGCCACACGAUUGACCGCAAUAUAUGUGACGAGCUGGACAUGCGCAAAAACGGAAUUGCUACAGAUGCGAGACAGCAGUAUGUGAUUGUGGUUGUUUUGGGCGGAAUCACCCGAAGCGAGAUUAGUGUUUUGCACCAUCUUCAGUCGAGGCUUGGCAAUAGGAAACUUUUGGUGGUGACCAGCGGACUUGUCAAUAACCGUAAGCUUUUCUCUGUGGUGGACCAAAUGUCGUUUACGUAA